Messenger RNA from Iphiclides podalirius (scarce swallowtail), 267 nucleotides. The record is from the annotation of a GenBank genome assembly. NCBI's taxonomy places the organism in Eukaryota, Metazoa, Arthropoda, Insecta, Lepidoptera, Papilionidae.
AUGGCGCCUAAUCGUGUGUUUUCGCGGCGUGGCCACCUUCAGUCUCGGACCGGCGUGGGAGAGGCGCGCGGAUUACUGGCAGCUGACAAAGCCCCGUGUUUCGCACUUAACGAGACCAUAGCGAGCGAUUUCGCUCUUUGUGGGCCCUCGCGUCAGCACAGAGUAGUGCCUGCAGAGAGAACAAACAUUAGGUUUACUGCAAUUCUGUUUACUGCAAUGGGAGCAUGCCGUGAGGACCAGCUAGCCAGGAAUCAGAAAUUAAAUGCU